This is a messenger RNA of Myotis brandtii (Brandt's bat), 3604 nucleotides long. It is a transcript of the gene SHC3, whose product is annotated as SHC (Src homology 2 domain containing) transforming protein 3. The coding region runs from base 96 to 1259 and encodes 387 amino acids. Gene Ontology annotation, cellular component: plasma membrane. Gene Ontology annotation, molecular function: receptor tyrosine kinase binding. NCBI's taxonomy places the organism in Eukaryota, Metazoa, Chordata, Mammalia, Chiroptera, Vespertilionidae. The record is from RefSeq and is a predicted model, not a curated record. Gene Ontology annotation, biological process: intracellular signal transduction; cell surface receptor protein tyrosine kinase signaling pathway. The transcript has 11 exons.
GACGUCCGACUCAAAACAGGGAAGCCAUCAGCCGCGUGUGUGAAGCCGUCCCGGGCGCCAAGGGAGCCUUCAGGAAGAGAAAGCCUCCGAGCAAAAUGCUGUCCAGCAUCUUGGGCAAGAGCAACCUCCAGUUCGCGGGGAUGAGCAUCUCCCUCACCAUAUCCACCGCCAGCCUGAACCUGCGGACGUCCGACUCAAAACAGAUCAUAGCGAAUCACCACAUGCAGUCCAUCUCCUUCGCCUCUGGGGGUGACCCGGACACAACGGACUACGUUGCGUAUGUAGCGAAGGACCCUGUUAACCGCAGAGCUUGCCACAUCCUGGAGUGCUGCGAUGGGCUGGCCCAGGACGUCAUCGGCGCCAUCGGACAAGCCUUUGAGCUCCGGUUCAAGCAGUAUUUGCGCUGUCCUUCCAAGGUCCCUGCCCUCCACGACCGAAUGCAGAGUCUGGAUGAGCCCUGGACCGAAGAGGAGGGAGACGGCUCCGACCACCCGUACUACAACAGCAUCCCAAACAAGACGCCUCCCGCCGGGGCGUUUGUGGAUGCCCGCCCGAAGGCCCGGCCCCACGGCCCUGACUCAGCCCCGUUUUCAGGAAAAGAGCAAACUUAUUACCAGGGAAGACACGUAGGAGAGCCGUUUGGCGAAGACUGGCAGCAAACACCUGCCAGGCAAGGGUCCCUGGACACGUCCAGCAUGCCAGGAGGGACGGCGCCGGCGGCCCCGACAGGAGAAGCCCCCACCUACGUGAACACCCCGCACUUCCCGCCUCGGGCCGGGCCGGCUGCGGGCAACAGCGCCGAGAGCAGCCCGAGGAAGGACCUCUUUGACAUGAAGCCCUUUGAAGAUGCUCUCAAGAACCAGUCCGUGGGGCCUGUGCUGAGCAAGGCGGCCUCCGUGGAGUGCAUCAGCCCCGUCUCCCCCAGAGCCCCGGAUGCCAAGAUGCUGGAGGAGCUGAAAGCCGAGCUGUGGUACCAAGGCCAGAUGAGCAGGAAGGAGGCGGAGGGGCUGCUGAAGCGAGAUGGGGACUUCCUGGUCAGGAAGAGCACCACCAACCCGGGCUCCUUCGUCCUCACUGGCAUGCACGACGGCCAGGCCAAGCACCUGCUGCUCGUGGACCCGGAAGGCACGAUCCGGACGAGGGACAGGAUCUUUGACAGCAUCAGCCACCUCAUCAACCACCACCUGGCGAACAGGCUGCCCAUCGUCUCCGCCGGGAGCGAGCUCUGCCUCCAGCAGCCGGUGGAGAGGAACCCGUGACCUGCCAGCCGCCUUUCUUGACCCUGCGCCGUGGUCAGGGGCACUCGGUUCUUCCCGGUAGAUGGGUGCCCGGCCACAGGAACUCAGGCAGCUGCCUUGGUCCAGAGCCCCAGGAGGAAAGCGUUUGUAAAGUGCAGGUUUUGUAAACGUGUCUGCUUUCUCACGUGCAUAGUAAAGGUGUACAUACCUAUACAUCCUGUACAGAUGAUCCCUCUAAAUUUCUAUUUUUUAAGACUAAGAAAGAGGUAAGACUAAUGUUCUGUGCUGUAUGUUUUUAAUGAAAAAAGUUUGACUGUAGUUGUCUGGGCAAAAUUUAAUUCAACUGACCCAUUCCCCUGGGCAAGUCCACCAGGAAAGUGCUACGGGAAGUCUACCCAGGAAGCACAACCUGGGGAGUAGACGCACGCAGGAGCGUGGGUAAUGGACAGCGUUGUGAUAGAGUCAGGCAAGAUGCCACCCCAAGAGGUCCAGGCCUGAUGGAGAGCAGUGUGGGCGCUGGUCCUGAUGGCGCCCUCCUCCAGGCUCCGCUGGGCUGUCUGCCUCACACCUGUGUGCCGGGUCCGGCACCCGGGGCUCCUGUGGUUGCCCUGAGCAGGCGUCACUUCCGCUGUGUCGGGCCACGCUGAGCUCAGGAAUGCUGUCCCCCACGACCUCUGUUGUCCAGUUCUUGGGGAUGCAUUCUGCUGCCAAAUACGGCACAAAACAAGCCUCACUAGUGAAUAUCUUCACUGGCAACUGCUCCCCUUGUUUCAUUGAGUAAUGACCAAGAGUAAGUGCGGAGGGGCAGUUGGACAAAGCCUUGGAUGGAUGUCCUUUGGGCCGCCCGGUUGAUUCCAGGCUGCUCCGGAGCUGCCGGUGAACGUGCCCCACCCCUCUGUUCAGUGGAGAAGCCACGUGGACGAGCUGUGCCAAAGGCAGUGGGACACGUGCCCACAGUCCUGUCCCGGGGACAGUAGCAGCAGGCGUUCCCCUGGGUCCAGGCCGGCCUGAUGCCGGGGACUUCUGAGAAUCUGUCUGAGUUUCUGCUCCUGGAGCGACUGGUGGGUAAAGCGACUGGUUGUCUCUAUAGCAGGUUUCCCAGUCGCUGCCGGGAGAGGCGUGUGCCCCACGCAGAGCUGAGCGUGGCGCCUUCUGUGGAGGGGAAGCACGCAGUUCGGGCUGGGUUGUCUGGCGUUGGAAGCUGACAGUGUCUAUGACGUUAGAAUACAUCUGGGAUGAGACUGCGCGAUUGGGGGGGAGGCGGUGUUUUAGAGACAGAGGACUCAGGGUGCACUGGCAGCUCCUUGCGGUGCUGCGAGCCGAGGAGUGUGGGGGGAGGGGAGAACGGGGUCUCCUGAGCGCGCCCACCUCCACAGCAGCGCACACAAGACCCUCCCCACAUACCUAGACUUGAAUCGUGAUAACUUUGGGGCUUCAGGACUGAGGAGCUAAGGAGAGAUUUUUAAAAUUCCGAUAAGCACUAAUUUGGCAAAAUUCCUAAGUGUGUGAACCCCAUUUCAACUUUUGGGGGUUCGUGGCCAGGAUGAGAGAGGGGGAUAUAUCUGAUGGGCUGAGGAUGGGUCGGAGCAGGUCCAAGGGUUCAUGUGUAGCCUUCUUUGGAGUUUUUGCUCUUUGAGGGUCCAGUGAAUCCAAGCUGACAGUGGCUUCAAUCUUCUAGAAUGUUCUGCACUGGAUUGGAACUAAUCUAGGCCAUCCUGCGCUCCCUGGCUUCAGGCGCAGUGCUGAUGCCCCACUCUGAGUCAGCCAGCAGCCGUGAGGGCUGAGUGGGGCUGCAGGCAGCAGCUGGCCCUGCCCCCUGCCCUGCAUGGGGCGGACUGGGGGUGGGGUGAGACUUCCCUGCGCCCAUCUCCCGGAGGCCUGCAGCCCGGGGCACACGCGCACGCCUGCGCUCCGUGAGAAGCGUGUGCCUCCUCUGUGUGGUGUGACACAGACACAGACAGAAUGGCUUUUCUUUCUUCGGCCUCCGGCCCCGCCUGCGCUCGUUCCUCUUGGGGACCUGCAGUCAGAGCGGCUCUCUGCUCUGAAGUCAGUGCUGAGCUCAGUGAUGAGCCCUAUACAUAUGAUGUGUUUUUGCAUGAGGAUCAAUUUAGAAAAUGAAAAGUAUUUGGGGAUCAAAUUUUGUUUCAAUAUGAAUUCAAAAUACGCAUUCUAAAGCUCAGGUCCCACGACCACGUACAGUGGAACAGCCGCGCGGCUGGCGGGGCCGAGGUCUCCCGCCUGCGCUCCCUCCACUGUGAAGCCGGCGGAGCUCACAGGAGUCAUCUCGCCUCCCCCUUCGGCACGUGGUGGGCAUAGCUGUGAGCCUCACUCAGGCUCCUCUUGCUGAAGGCCCCGCGCUGUGGGGC